AUGCCCACAUCUCGGCUGGCGUCACAGGCUGCAGCCACCGAGCCCAAAACCAGGCAAGUCUUGCCAGACAAUGAAGGCAGCCACAUGGAAUCUGCACCCCAGCUUACUGGAGGCGGCGGUGGCAUUGGGUUCUGGUGGGAGGCAGGGGUUGUCAAGUAUUUGCAGCAGAGGUACGGCAGCAGCAUGGGGGCCUGGCAGAUGAGAGGGGCUUCAGCUGGCGCGCUUACUGCCACUCUGGCAGCCUGCAGCGUCAAUGUUGAUAAGGCAUUUGACUGCGCACAGAGGCUUGCACAGGAACACCGGCUCUUUGAGCGCUCCAUUGGCCUGACCGGUGUCUGGGGGAAGAUUGUGCGCCAGUGGCUCGAUGAGGUGCUUCCAGCAGAAGCAGCAGAUCUGUGCAGGAAUCGGCUCAAGAUAGCGGUGAGGGACAUGCACACCUUCAAGCUGGUGCUGCUUGACCAGUUUGACAGCAAGGCCGAGCUCGUAGACGCCAACCUGGCAUCUGCCCACAUCCCCUUCUUCCUCGACUGGAAGCCCUUUGCAGUGUACAGGGGCAGGCGGUAUGUAGACGGCUCGCUGCAGGAUGCUUGGAGAGGCAAGCACAGUGACAAGCUGACCGAUAAUGGCAGGUCGCUUGUGAUUACCCUACAGGAUGACAAGCUCGACAUGGGCCGCUUCGGCUUUGUGAAGCUGAAGGACCCGAAGGAGGUCAAGGGCAUGAUAUCGAGCGGCUAUGCAUACGCCGAGCGCUUGGAUGCUGCCGGCACUCUGGCGCGCCACUUUGGCACCCGAUGA
Messenger RNA from Coccomyxa subellipsoidea C-169, 795 nucleotides. RefSeq lists its product as hypothetical. The transcript is spliced from 7 exons. Bases 1 to 795 code for a protein of 264 amino acids. Gene Ontology annotation, biological process: triglyceride catabolic process; lipid homeostasis. NCBI's taxonomy places the organism in Eukaryota, Viridiplantae, Chlorophyta, Trebouxiophyceae, Coccomyxaceae. Gene Ontology annotation, cellular component: lipid droplet; membrane; cytoplasm. The record is from RefSeq and is a predicted model, not a curated record. Gene Ontology annotation, molecular function: triacylglycerol lipase activity.